This is a messenger RNA of Closterium sp. NIES-67, 3590 nucleotides long. NCBI's taxonomy places the organism in Eukaryota, Viridiplantae, Streptophyta, Zygnematophyceae, Desmidiales, Closteriaceae. The record is from the annotation of a GenBank genome assembly.
UCAGGAAACUUCAUUUCUUUACUGUCUCUGUUUCAUGGCAGCCUAGGUUAUGCCGCCUGGGAUCCUGAACCUUCUGACUUCGGCUCGGCAAUUGCAGUGAUAGUUAUUAGCCGGAGUCAUUGUCGACGGACCGUUCUCGUUUAAAAGUGUGAAGCAUUGUGCGAAGAACGAAUCCGUAUUCUCGGUCGAACUGGUGUCUCAUUCUGCAACCGAUAAAUAAUCAUUUGGCUUCAGGUGCAGCCCUAGUUGACUAAGCAGAACCACGCAUUCCUUUUCUGAGUGACUGCGAACGCCGUGGUUGAAUCAUUUUCAAGUGCGCCGGACAACAGCGCUAUUUAAGGAGCUUAUGUAGCUCGUCAGUAGUUUAUUCACGCUUAAAGCCAGGGACCCAAGUUUCUAGAACCUGGGGCAAGUGUUUUACAGUUGGUUGGGAGAACCCAGGUUUUGUGUCGUGAGGGUGCGUGAAUUGCAACACUCGCAGGCGAUUUCACUAGUGCCUGCAGCUCGCUGGCCAAUCAGUAGUUUUAGUCCCAACCAACUGUUCUACAGUUGGUAAACUUGGGUCCCAACCAACUGUUUUACAGGCGAUUUCACUGGUGCCUGCAUCUACGCUCUGUCUCCACCUUGGUCGUUACUCCAUGCUCUCGACCUCCCCUCCUGCCAUUAUUGACCGUUGUUGAGGCGUCCGGUCCCGAGCCUUACCGCUUUAGUUCCAUUCCGUCAGCUAUUCGUUUAGCCUUCAGCCUCAGGGCUCCUGGUAGCUUCUGGCGACGACGCAAUUCAUUCGGACGGCUCGCGAUUCUAACAUCGACGCGACGCAUCGUGCUCAUUCGAACAUUCGCAUAGAGUGCUCUCGGCGUGUCUCUCGCAAUGAGUGGCUUAGACGGUCCCGUGAUGGACAUUCCACGGCCUAGGUAUCAAGGGGUGUACAAGAGUGGACAUCUAUCCGUGUCGUCUAAAGGUUUGGGGUGGAAGUCAUGGAAGCGGCGUUGGUUCCUCCUCACGCGCUCCUCCCUCAUCUUCUUCAAGCACGAGCCAAGGGGUCGCAUUGACAUCUCAUCGGCCAUAGGAGGCAUCGAAUUCAACAACGCUGGAAAGGUGCACAUCAAGCCCGACAAGAAGCAGCUCUCCCUCACCUUCCCAGAUGGCCAUGCCUUCACCUUCAAGACCGACACGCUGGAGGACCUGGAGGAGUGGAGGGACGCCCUGGAGGACGCCAUCUCCAAGGCCCCGCCGCCCUCCGUGAUGAUGGGUCUGCCCCGCGACACGCUCUUCCGAGGGGAUGGGCUCGACAUAGGCGACAACGACGGGCCUCCAGGACCAGGCAAGGAGCGGCGCCUGCGCUCCAUGCUGCUGUGCCGCCCCUUCUCCCUCGCCCUGGAGGACGUCAACGGCUCGCCCUCCUUCCUCGAGAAGGCCCUGCGUUUCAUAGAGAUUCACGGCGUGAAGCUCGAGGGCAUUCUGCGCGCAGCAGCGGACGUGGAGCAGGUGGAGAGGCGGUUGAAGGAGUACGAGGAGGGGCACACGGAGUUUGAGGACGGGGAGAACCCACAUGUUGUGGGCGACUGUGUUAAGCUUGUCCUUCGAGAGCUGCCGACGUCACCCGUGCUGCCAUAUGCCUGCACUGCACUCGAGCAAGCAUUCCAGCAAGAGGAGGCGGAGGCAAAGCUAGAGGCAGUGCGCACAGCCAUGCUGAACCUGCCAGAGCCCAAUAGACGCCUGCUGCACCGUGUGCUGCAGACCAUGAUCGCCAUAACCAACAACGAGGCGGUCAAUAGGAUGAACGCGUCUGCUGUUGCAGCAUGCAUGGCGCCGCUGCUCUUCCGCCCUCUUUUCAGCGGGGAACUUCAAACUUCGUCCCGCGGGGGAGGAGGAGGGGGAGGGGGGUUUCCCAGGUCCCGCAGCCGAGGGGGGGGUCUAGAUGAGGAGGAUGGGGAGGACAGCGCUGCUGCUGCUGCGGCCCAGAUCAUGGCUCUGACCAUGGCAGCUAACCAGGCACAGACUAUGACGAUUUUCCUCAUGGAGAAUAUCGACAAGGUGUUCGUGGGCGAGGCCCUCGGGUUAGCACGGGGAGUAUACAGCGGGGCGGCAUGGGAUGACGAGGACGACGAGGAGGGCGAGCUGGUGGACGAUGAUGACGUGGAUGAGGACAACGAUGACGAGGACAGUGGCGCCCAGGUGGCGGUGCUGGAGGCGUCGCGCCAGGAGCUGCGGGCCUCGCUGGCUAAGGAAGUGCGGGCGAACGAGAUGCUCAAGGAGAGCUUAGUCCAAAGGAGGAAGACACUGCAGGAGCUGAAAGCGGCACUCGAACGAGAUGCGGCUCAGUUGCGGCGGGACCUGGAGGAGCAGAGGGAGCUGUAUGCGCGCAUGCAGACGGGGAUCAAGGGGCCUGUGCCAGAGAUAGAGCUUGAGCCAGAGCUCAAGGCAGAGCUCAAGGAGAUCGAGUCCUUGGAAAAGUCCGUGGCUCUUCUCCGCACGGAAACAGAGACAUUGCAGCGGGAGCUGCUGCACGUGACGCACAAGCAGCAGCAGCUGGAGCAGCAGCAGAAGCAGCAGCAGAUGGCGGGGGGAGCAGCAGGGGGGGCGUGGGGGGGGCGCCCCUGACUGGGGCGAGUGCGGAGCAGAGGCAGCGGAUCGAGGCGCUGAGGUCGCUGAGGGCUCAGCUGAAGUCGGAGCUGGAUCGAACCAUGGCGAUGUGCCUUGAGGAGCAGCAGAAGAACGCCGAGCUGGAGGAGCGGCGGAGGCAGGAUGACCCAGUGGCCUUGGAGCAAGCAGUGAUGCGGCAGAAGGCAGCGGUGCAGCAGGCGCAGGCUGCCUUUGAAGCGGAGAUGGCGAGAGGCAAGGAGUUGAGGCGCAAGCUCCAGCUCGCCCAGCAGAGAGCCGCUGCUGCUGCCCUUGCCAGUGCCAACGCUGCUGCCGCCGCCGCUGCAGCUACAGCCAGCUCAGCAGGUUCGGGAGGCUCAGGCUCAGCCGAACCUGCCGGCCAGGCUGGGCAGCAAGGCUCGGCCGAGGCUAACGCUCAAAUCGCAGCUGAUGGAGAGUCUCGACCUGCUGGUCCGUCGCCUGCGGCUGCUGCUGCUGCUGCAGCAGUGGCUGCAGCAGGGGGGGCUGGGGAGCCGCCAUCAGCAGCAGCUGCUGCUGCUGCCUUUGCUGAGCUGACUGCCAGGCUGGAAGAAUUCAAGAGGCAGCGGGCCGUACUGAUUCAGCGCCUCGCUGCGCUGUCGAAUGAGACGGUGCCAGGUGGCCCACAGGGGAUGGUAGGGGCAGGAGGGCCGAGAGUGCCCCAGCUGUCAAGGGAUAUCCCGAGUCACUGAGUGGAAUGAUGGGGUGAAUCCUUCUACUGGGAGGCUGGGCCUUGAAAACAGCCAUAAAAUCCAUGUUUUUUAUCAGGCGUGAUGAAAAUGCUGAUGAAAAAGGAAUCAAGCAGGGACAGGGUGUAACAAAUGCCAGCGUCCUGUUGGGGUCCUGAGGAGCAGGCCUCUGGAUGGGAUUAGAAGUACUCUUUGUCAUAAGGGUAUUCGCUUGUUGCUACUUUUUUUGUAAGGGUAUAUUUUUAUGCUGUUCGUAAUAAGGGUCCUACAAAAUACGAG